AAUUACAUCAUAUCUUCCCUCCUUCUCCCUGCUGAUGGUGAUGUCAAGCACCGCAUCAGGGAGUACUCGUACGAGCAUCCCAGAGUAAGCUCACAUGCAGCCCCUAUAAAGUCCUGCAUACCCCGCUCUUGAGAGCAUAAAACUUCAUGUUCUACCGCCCCUUUUUCCGACAAACCUUCUCGCACAUAUCUAGCCCUUCGGUGACCCCAUCAAGUUUAUUAUCUCAACCGAAUUGUAGAGCAAUGGUACAACUUGACCCGUUUCGGUAGAGAUUGAGGUCGCUAAUCGGCUUUGAUAGUCUGCUUCUAGCCAGAAAGUGACCGAUUGGGUACCUACGGUAUGGCUUCCCCACCGCAGGAGUUCCUCAUUACUAACCAAAACAACAAUAUCAACAGGACUCUAAAAGUGGGGAAUUCAUUCGCAAGCCCGUAAGUUCCUCCGCUCGAUCACAGAUCAGUUCUCACGAUUCCCUCCAGUCCUCCUUCUCCGACCUGGUUUCUCGUGAGCCCAAUACCAAAUUCCCUGCUGAGAGAGGCCGUUACCACCUCUAUGUUAGCUAUGCCUGCCCAUGGGGUCAGUCACCCUAUCCGAUCCGAAGCGCCCGCACUAACAACCCUCAGCGCACCGAACCUUAAUCACCCGCGAGCUUAAAGGCCUACAGGGAGUAAUCGGUGUUAGCGUAGUGCACUGGCACUUGGGGGAAAACGGCUGGCGUUUCGGUACCAUCGAAGAGGCCGCGGAGUAUCCAGAAGUGGCUAUCAGUCCGGAAGCAAACACCGGGGCAUCAUUCUUGAGGGAUCUUUACUUCAAGGCCCGGCCGGAUUAUGAUGGUCGCUACACGGUGCCUACGUUUUGGGAUAAGAAGAAUAAGACUAUCGUUUCCAACGAGAGCAGUGAAAUUAUCAGAUUUAUGUACACCGAGUUUGACGACCUUAUUGAUGAGAGCAAGAAGGGGGUCACGUAUUAUCCUGAGGAGCUCAAGAAGGAAAUUGAUGAGCUGAAUGAGUGGGUUUAUGCCACUGUGAAUAACGGCGUCUAUAGAGCCGGGUUUGCGACGCAAGUGAUCCCCCCGAAAGCGUGCGCGAGAUGGCCACUAAUACCCCGAUAGGAAACAAGAAGCCUACGACGUAGCCGUCACAAAACUCUUUGAAUCUCUCGACCGUAUUGAGGAUAUUCUCAGGGACUCGGAUGGGCCAUAUCUUCUUGGAAAGGUUCUCACAGAGGCGGAUAUUCGUUUGUAUCCUACCAUUGUCCGCUUUGACCCGGUAUAUGUCCAGCAUUUCAAGUGCAACCUUCGGAUGAUAAGACAUGAGUACGAAAUCCUUCCCCCAUCGCGCUAUAUAUGCCCAGGGUUGUGAAUAGGCUUAUUGUGGUACCACAGUUACCCCGCAAUCCACAAGUGGAUGAGGCACCUAUAUUAUGACAUUCCGGGAUUCAAGGAGACGACAAACUUUGAACACAUCAAAAAGGUAUAAAAAACAAAUCUCGUGGAUUGGUACAUGAGUUUGUUCGCUAACGAACUCGGUAGCAUUACACAAAGUCACACAGCCAGGUCAACCCCAAGGGGAUCACGCCCCUCGGCCCAGUCCCGGAUAUCAUGCCGAAGGACACUGAAUGAAGACUUUUUACCGGUUCAUGUGUCGGGGGCUCAUGGACGAUCGAUUAUAUAGUACUGUAGCUAUUCAGUGUCGGUAUCAAUUACCGACCGUUCACCGAUAUUUCCAUGUCCGGAG
This is a messenger RNA of Tuber aestivum (summer truffle), 1733 nucleotides long. The record is from the annotation of a GenBank genome assembly. Lineage: Eukaryota; Fungi; Ascomycota; Pezizomycetes; Pezizales; Tuberaceae.